Molecule: messenger RNA, 1226 nt
Organism: Myotis lucifugus (little brown bat)
Lineage: Eukaryota; Metazoa; Chordata; Mammalia; Chiroptera; Vespertilionidae
Gene: FRMD8
Product: FERM domain containing 8
Exons: 4
Coding region: 1-315 (104 amino acids)
Source: RefSeq, a predicted model, not a curated record
AUGCGCAGGACCGCGGGCGGCCGUGGACGCACAGGCACCGGGCAGGGCGCCGCGGCGCUUCCUCUGCCCGCGCUUCCGCGUCGCAGCCCGGGAGCUGGAGCCGGAGUCGGGGAGUCGGAGUCCUGGCGGGCGGCCGAGCCGAAGCGGAGCUGGGGGUCGGAGUCCAGGCAGCGGCCGGGGCGGAGGCGGCUGGCACUGCGUCCCUGCGAGAUGGACGGGACAGACGGCAGUGCCGGGCAGCCCGGCCCCGCCGAGCGGUCCCAUCGAAGCAGUGUGUCCUCCGUGGGAGCCCGAGGCUUCACCUCCACUCUUUGAGGGAGGGGUCUUAGCCCGGCUUUACGGGUGAGGCAGCCGAACUCACACUGACCUGCCGAAGUCAGCCAGCUAGCCAGGAGCCGGCCGAGGACUGGAACCGGAAUAUACUGGCCUCCACGCUCAGUGCUCCUUCAGGGCAGCUGCGGUUCCAGGGAUGGGGGUUUGCAUCUGGCUGCUCUUCCAAGGGUCUCCCUGUGGCUCUGGGCUCCAAAUAGGAAUCCCAGAGGAUCUCACAGGGAAGGCUCAGCUUCUUCCCCUGGCCUAUCCUGAAAGCCAUGGUAUUGCGUUCUGAGGCUUGAAGAGUUCAAAGGGAGCUGAGCCCUGGAUCUUGCUUUGCCCUGGACUGGCCUUGAAUCCUCAGUCCCCAUCUUAGCCUGGGCCAGAGAGAGACAGCAACUUGCCCUAGGACAGUGGUUCUCAACCUUGGCUGCACAUUAGAAUGAGACCCAGAAAUCAAGAUUUUAAAAAGAUUCCCAGGUGAUUCUAAUGUGCAGCCAAGGUUGAGAACCGCUGCCCUAGGAUAAUAGUGGGUCCCCAGCACGCCCCCUCCCAACCUGAUACACCAACUGCUGUAAAUCUGAUGGAUUAAGCCCGUCUGCCUCCAUCCCCACCGAUGUUCUCCUUCAUGGAGGAAGCACAGAACAGCCCUUGGGGCUGCCAGGGGAGUGUGUGGCCAGCCCUAAUUUGAACCUUCGGGGGUUAGGGACCAGUCCCUGGGGCAGAGUUGCUGGUUUUCUGGGUGGUUUGAGCAUCUUGAGUUGAGUAAGUCCUAACAGAAUUCUUUCACAGGGGUCCUUUGGAGACUGUCUCUGGGUGUAGCCUAGGUCACCCAAGGGUGUAGAGUGGAGGGCUCCAGCCCCAGUGGGACAUGCCUGUGCCUGAGCACUGGCCCAGCUGGGCCCUGCCUGGGU